UUGCUUUAUGUAUUUUCAGCAACAUCACCGUUAAAAGACAUCCCUCAUUACGCCACACACACUAAGGUUACACAGUCACACACUACAACGCUGUAUACGCUUACACAGUAGGCUAAACAUAGUCACUCACUACUACUGUUACUAGUCUUGGAAAUCCCAGACCUAGGGUAGCAACUACAUUGGAGCAUUGUGGGAGGCAAUCUGUCUGUCUCGACUAGAGAGACUGCUACUGUGCUCGCCAACUCACCACACAGUGGAUAGGAUUUUCCAACGGGAUUGUCCCUCAAAAAGAAACUGGAACACAAGCGGCAUGAAUCCAUAGAGAAUGAUAGAGGCCUCUAGUGGUCAAAAGGCUGUAUUAGCAUGGGCAGUGCCACUGAGGGCUUCCACCACUGUAAUGUAGUCAACUUCAUUGGCUGAUCCCUCCUGGUAACCCAUUUGGAGACAUGUCCAACCAGGUCAUCAGGAAGGAUCAACCAAUUGUGAAGGAGUAAUGUACCUCUUCAAAAUUGAGAUUGCCUCGAUUCCAACGCUGUCACUGACACUUUAAUGAAACAGAUACAAAGAUGAGUCCUCUAUCUAUCUCUAUGCAUGAAUCCAACAACAAAUGUGUCUGAACCCCAAAUCAUCGUCCCUCGGCCCUCCAUUUGCAAGUUCACGCAUGCCUCCGCCAAGUGUCUCAAAGCUGAGGGAGUGAAAAUGAUCGAAGGUGUUAGCCCCUCUGAUAGGCACUUCAACUGAGCCUGCAACGCUGCUGGCUUCAUAACGAAGUGGCACGGUCUUCUUCUUCUUCAGCUGUGUUUAACGGCAGUUGGCAUCCAAUAUUAACGUUGCAUUACCGUCAUCAACUGGACUGGAGUAUAAAUCCAUUAUGCUUUGUGAUACAAAAAUGGAUAAAGAGAUUUUUUUUUUUUUACCUUGCCAACUAACUUAUUAACCCCCUCCAUUUCAUUUGUAGGCCCAUCAGAGGUCAAAUAGCGGGUGCUUAUAUUUGUACUGUUUCACACGUACAAGUGCGUGAGACACCCUCGGAGAGUGGGGUCACGGCCAGGGAUCAGCCAAUAUUGACGGCGUGCUGGCAAAAGUCUACUACUCACCGGGAGCCUCUUAGGACCCGUGACCCAUUUCCUCUACCUUCUUCACCACCUCAGCACACAACACCUUCUGUACAACUCUGACCCUGGCAACCUCCUCCUGCUUCUCUCACACCGGACACUUCUGAUCCCCAGCAACAUGGGCACCCCCACAGUUAACACAUACCACUUGUUUCACUGAUACUACACAUUUCCUUGUCCCGUGCCCUCCUGCACACUUCUCACAUAUUGGAUUCUCCCUCCUACACACUGCUGCAACAUGACUAUAACUUGGCAGGGUUACUCUCAUCAUCAUCCUCAAGCUAUUUACAGGUCCACGAGAUGAAGGAUCGCGCUGAUCAGCAGGCUCACUAGAAGUCUUCUUCCUUCAACUCUAGUUUAUCAACAGCAGUCCAUCCAGUACUCCCCUCACUCUUCCUCCCUCCAUUGCUGGCAUCAUCUUCAUCAUACUCGUCCAGACUUCACAACGCUAUCACUCGGAUGCCUUGUUUUUUAAAUAUGUUUUUUAACUUUCCAUUGCCGUUUUCGAGAACAUGCUCUCCACUCCAUGCAGUCUUAGCCCGAGACCGCUCCACUGGGCACCCGAUGAGCAAUUUCACACAAAAGAAUGGAGAGGGUGCCUUCAAGCAAGAGUGUUCCUUAGUUUAGGUGGAUUGGGAUUGGGAUUCGAACAGUGCCUCUGUUCUAGGGUGCGUCGCCCCGCUUAACGGGCCAAUUAGCUUUGGCGCUUAAUUCUUUAUUAGCGUCACCUGUCUUCUCGUCAUCUUUAUAAUCUACAGUUUCCGAAGAUGCAUUUCUCUCGUUUUCUAUCUGUCCAGGACCAGUCUGACGUGCAGCGUCUUCGGUAUAGUUUUCCAAAUUUGUAAAAAUGCACAAACAGGAAAAACCACUGUCGAUGUUAUGGGGUUGUGAACUCAGUGAGUCAAAGAUGGCGGAAACGUUCAAAACGGAUGACACAAACUACCAACAUCAACUCGCUCUGAGAACCAUGUGUCUGGGCGCAGGCGCCAAAGGAGAGUUCAACAUUGUGGAGUUGAUUACUGGAGAACCGGAUAACGGUAAAGGUGUAACUGUGGCGACCCUGCAUGCCAGCUGCAUGCCCAUGGUCAAUCUCUCUGGGCUUGAACUCCACCCUCCUGUCACCUUCAGGCUGAAGAGUGGUGCUGGCCCUGUGUACAUCUGUGGGGAACACAUUGCCCUGGAGGAUGACUUCUCAGGCAUCGAGAGUGGUGAUGAGGAGAUGGAGGAUGAGGAGGAAGACAUUGAGGAGUCUCCUGUGAAGCUGACGAAAGCACUAGCCAAGAGUGGAAACGCUGCAGGGACGAAAAAGAAGCCAGAGGCGGCAGAUGAACCUGUGUCAGAUGAUGAGAACCCUCCCCAAAAGGGAAAGGGGAGAGGAAAAGGCAGGGGAAAGUAAUCCCAGGUGCUGCUGCUGCUCAUCCAAAUGUCCUGUCAAUCAAUUUAGGUGUCGCUCUACCUGUUCAGUACGUGUAUUAAACUAAGUUUGUUUGUCCUGUGCUUUGUAAGUAAAUCGUUUGGAAGAAA
Messenger RNA from Oncorhynchus kisutch (coho salmon), 2639 nucleotides. RefSeq names its product nucleoplasmin. Gene Ontology annotation, molecular function: histone binding; RNA binding; chromatin binding. NCBI's taxonomy places the organism in Eukaryota, Metazoa, Chordata, Actinopteri, Salmoniformes, Salmonidae. The transcript has 10 exons. Gene Ontology annotation, biological process: chromatin remodeling; positive regulation of DNA replication. The record is from RefSeq and is a predicted model, not a curated record. Bases 1963 to 2511 code for a protein of 182 amino acids. Gene Ontology annotation, cellular component: nucleoplasm; nucleolus; cytoplasm.